AUGACUGUAUAUCUUUCGCACAAGCAGUCACUUCCUUCAAUGAAUUGGACUCUCCGGCCAUAUGCCAAUAAACAAGCCGGUGAAACAAUGAGUUUUAUCCGGAAGGUGGAAAUACUUCGCGGUAUACAAAACAAGCCACCGCCUCCAUGUGAUGUGACUCAUAACGUCUCGGCCGUCAUAUUCUCUACAGGUGCCUUCUCAGGGAACGUGUUCCAUGAAUUCAGUGAAGUGAUCAUUCCGUUGUUCUUGACAACCUACCACUUCCGGGCUCAACUCCAAUUUGUAGCUGUUGACUACGAGGCAUGGUGGGUGUCCAAGUAUAACCACGUUUUGACCCACUUGUCAAACUACAAUGUAAUGGAUUCUGUAAAAGAUGGGAAGGUGCACUGCUUCCCUGGAGCUGUGAUGGGUCUGAAGUACCACGACAAACUCGCCUGUAACAUUAGUGAAAUCCCAGGUGGAUACUCCGCUAAGAACUUCACGAAAUUCAUAAGAGAUUCAUUUAGUUUGAAGAUAAACAAUGUGAUGGAGAUUGAAAAACCUGUUCUUAUGAUAAUUUCACGUAAGAGGACAAGGGUCUUGCUGAACGAAAAUGAGAUUGUGGCCUUGGCAACUGAAUUAGGCUUCCGAGUAAUCACUGUAGCACCGGAUCAAAUGUCGAAUUUGAACGUACUCUCUCAUCAAAUUAACUCGUGCAGUGUUUUAUUGGGAGUCCAUGGUGCAGGUCUUACUAAUGAACUGUUCUUGCCAGAAACAGCAGUGAUGCUGCAGGUGGUUCCACUAGGACUAGAGUGGGCAUCUGCAGCCUACUACAGUGAUCCAGCAAAGCAGAUGGGUUUAACUUAUUUGGAGUACAAGAUAAAUCCAGAAGAGAGCUCGCUCCUAGAGAAGUACGGUAAAGACCAUCCGAUCAUCACAGAUCCAGCAUCUAUACACAAGCAAGGUUAUCUUGCUUUGAGAGCUGUCUAUAUCGAUGGGCAGAACGUCACAGUUAACCUUUCGAGGUUUAGAGGAACCCUGGUGCAAGCCACCAAACUGAUCCGAAGGUCAAUGCCUUCAACCAGCUAG
Papaver somniferum (opium poppy) is the source of this 1068-nucleotide messenger RNA. Its product is annotated as protein O-linked-mannose beta-1,4-N-acetylglucosaminyltransferase 2-like. The coding region runs from base 1 to 1068 and encodes 355 amino acids. Gene Ontology annotation, molecular function: glycosyltransferase activity. Lineage: Eukaryota; Viridiplantae; Streptophyta; Magnoliopsida; Ranunculales; Papaveraceae. The transcript has a single exon. The record is from RefSeq and is a predicted model, not a curated record.